Molecule: messenger RNA, 2957 nt
Organism: Athene cunicularia (burrowing owl)
Lineage: Eukaryota; Metazoa; Chordata; Aves; Strigiformes; Strigidae
Gene: F10
Product: coagulation factor X
Exons: 7
Coding region: 712-2193 (493 amino acids)
Biological process (GO): blood coagulation; proteolysis
Cellular component (GO): extracellular region
Molecular function (GO): serine-type endopeptidase activity; calcium ion binding
Source: RefSeq, a predicted model, not a curated record
GCCAAGUGGUUGAGCUGAGUUUAAUGCCUCUGAUCAUUCAGUUUAAAUCAACAGCUACCUGCAUCUUAAACUUGAAGGCAGCAGGUCUUACACUUCCGUGAUAGGUCUUAAAAAUUAAAGCAGCCCAACAAACUGACCUCAGGCUGUACUUUCCUGCUAAAGAUGACAUUCUUUUAUUUCUGCUUUUUGUUGAGUCUUAGAAUGCAGUUGCCUUAGCUCUACCUGCACACAUAUCUGUAAGGCAGAAACAUUUCUACAGGCAAUUGGGAGGUAUUGUUAGGAGAGAAGGAAGACCCCACGGCAGUGCAGUGGGAUUUGGGGUGGUGAAGGGCAGCAGAACUCAGGCAUGCGCUUUUCCCAUCUGUCAGUAGAUUCAUUACUGCGUCUUGAGUUUGUGUGGAAUUUAGUUUCUGCACAACAAGCCCCUGGAGCAAGUGGUGGUGUUGGCCUGUGGUCAGCUUUAAAACCAAAUCAAGCAAUGGAGUCUCCCUGGCCUUCAGAGAGAGUCAGUCUGUUCACGACUAGGGUCUUGAGCAGGAGCAACAGAAAUAUAAACCCUCAGCAGGAACCUGCAUUAUUUUCAAGACUUAAAACAGUAGGAGAGAAUUUUGGGGGCCUACAGUUUGUCCUGGAUUUGCUGAUUCUUGGAGGGAGGCUGCUCUGAGAUAUUCUGAGAUGUACCAGUCCAUGUGAGGACUAACCUCACAGGUAAUGUUGUGUACAGGUAGAGUGGUGAAAGGGUCUGUUUUGGUUUUGUUUCUACUUCACUUGUUUCUAAUGACUCUUCAAAACCACCAAAUGUUACCUGCCACCUGUCAUUUCCCUAUUUGUCUAGUAUUCAUCAAGAAAGAAAAUGCUGACAAGUUCUUGGAAAGAACAAAACGUGCUAACUCUUUUUGGGAGGAAAUGAAGAAAGGGAAUAUUGAAAGAGAAUGCAAUGAGGAGCGCUGCUCAAAAGAAGAAGCAAGAGAAGCCUUUGAAGACCAGGAGAAAACUGAGGAAUUCUGGAACAUCUAUGUAGAUGGGAACCAGUGCAGUUCAAAUCCUUGUCACUAUGGUGGACAUUGUAAAGAUGGAAUUGGUUCCUACACUUGCUCAUGCUUGGAUGGUUACCAAGGCAAGAACUGUGAAUUUGUCAUACCAAAGUACUGCAAAAUAAACAAUGGUGACUGUGAGCAGUUCUGCAGCAUCAAGAAAAGUGUACAGAAGGAUGUUUUGUGUUCCUGUGCAAAAGGGUAUGUUCUAGCAGAGGAUGGCAAACGCUGUGUUUCAUCAGUAAAGUAUCCUUGUGGAAAAGUUUAUGUGAAAAGAAAAAAAAGGUCUUUUUUUUUACCCAUUGAUAAUGGCAAUGUAACUAGUGAUCAAGAUGGCCCUCUCACAAAUGAAACAACUUUGGAGGAGGACAUUAUUAUUACCACAGAAAGCCCAACCAUCCCUCCUGGCAAUGGAACAAGUGGCAAGACUCCGUAUGUCAAUACCAGGAUAGUAGGUGGUGAUGAGUGUCGUCUUGGUGAAUGUCCAUGGCAGGCUGUUUUGUUAAACGAGGAAGGGGAAGAGUUUUGCGGUGGAACUAUUUUGAAUGAAAUUUUUGUACUUACUGCAGCUCAUUGCAUGAACCAAUCUAAAGAAAUCAAAGUUGUUGUUGGUGAAGUGGACAGAGAAAAGAAAGAACAGUCUGAAACGAUGCAUACUGUGGAUAAAAUACUUGUUCACUCCAAAUACAUUGCAGAGACUUAUGAUAAUGACAUAGCCUUAAUAAAGCUGAAGGAACCGAUAACAUUUUCGGAGUAUGUUAUUGCAGCAUGCCUCCCUGAAGCAGACUUUGCUAAUGAAGUUCUGAUGAACCAAAAAUCUGGGAUGGUUAGUGGCUUUGGGCGUGAAUUUGAAGGUGGACGACUAUCCAAAAAACUGAAAGUGCUUGAAGUCCCCUAUGUUGAUAGGAACACUUGCAAGCAAUCCACUAACUUUGCAAUAACAGAAAACAUGUUCUGUGCUGGUUAUGAAACAGAGCAAAAAGAUGCUUGUCAAGGAGACAGUGGAGGUCCUCAUGUAACCAGAUAUAAGGAUACUUAUUUUGUUACUGGAAUUGUUAGCUGGGGAGAAGGAUGUGCAAAGAAAGGCAAAUACGGUGUCUAUACCAAACUGUCCAGGUUCUUACGCUGGGUAAGAAUGGUCAUGAGACAAAAUUUGUAGUGGUGUCACUCUUGAUCCUUCAGUUAGAAACAAGGUGCAGUUUCUGUGAUGGAAGCUAUUCUUUUAUUUUCAGCCACAUCUGCUAAACUUGUUUGGAGAGCUGAUUCCUUAAAGUUAUGCUGCUGCUUCUUUUUGGUUUAUUCCUGGCUUUAAGCAUGUAUAUGUGGACUGUUUGGUAUUGUUUUGAAUUUGUACAAUGAGGGGCUUUCCCCCAACAAAAUGGCUGCUCAGUGGGGUCUUGUGUUUGCUUGUUUGGUUAUUUUUAUAUUGCCAUUUUGGUUCCUGUCUGUGCUUCCACCAGAGGCUCCUGGACAUCAGCCUCCACCAAUCGUGAUGAAAGUGGGAAGAAUGGGACUUCAGUUAAUCCUCAUAUUGCAGCCAGCUGGCUCAGUAGGGAAUUUGUAACUACUAGAGCUGUUUAGCAUCUACCUGUAGAUGUAUUUAGAAAAUUAAGGAAGCAGGGAAGCUUGCUUGCUAAAAGUUGAGACACAAGUUGAGUAUUCAACAUGUGUUAACCACAUGUUCCACAAAAUUGCCUGCUUAGGUCACAGCAGCUAAUUAAAAUGGGGUUUAGCUUUAUGUGGAUUGUACUUCACUUUAAUUUUAACACUUCUGUUCUGCUCAUCAAAAAAAGCGUGCAUGUUCACUGUUUUCUGUAUCAUGUUCUGGAUUGUGUACUGUUGAGGAUCAGAAAGCUCCUUGCAUGUGUACUUGUUCUAGGUGUUUCUGUAAGGUGCAAUAUUGAUGUACACCAGCAUUUAAAA